UGAGCAGUGUUUGUGCGGUACGAUAACUGCGGUAGUGGCAGAGAUAUAAUGGAGGCUGCAACAUCAGCAUCUCGUUGCAGACACCAUGAUGCUUCCUGCACUUAUCAGCUUUGUGUUGCUGGGUGUCGGGGCCAGGGGCCAGGAUGCCAGUGUGUGGGGCCAUGAUGGUGACCUUUGGGGCCGGAACCUCGGGGGUUCGGUGGGCUAUGAGAACCCCGCCUGUGACGGCAAGACGGUCGUUAUCCAAGUUUUCGAGUGGAAAUGGACGGAUGUCGCGCUAGAGUGUGAGCGCUUCCUCUCUCAGGCUGGCUACUGCGGUGUCCAGGUGUCCCCGCCUAACGAGCACGCUGUCAUCACGGCAGACUACCCAUACCCAUGGUGGCAGCGAUACCAACCCAUCUCCUACAAGUUGGUGUCUCGUUCUGGCACAGAGGAAGAAUUCAUUGAUAUGGUACAUCGGUGCAACGCUGUGGGGGUCAGGAUCUUCGUGGACGCUGUGGUCAAUCACAUGGCUGGUCUGGGACGCCAGGGUUACGGUUCUGCUGGGUCGCCUUUUGACUCUGAUGCUCUUGACUUUCCUGGUGUCCCUUACGGCCCUGAGGACUUCACUCCCAGGGACUUGUGCCCCUCUGGUGACGGUAACGUGAACAACUACGGUGAUCCAUACAACGUGCGGAACUGCUACCUGGUGUCGUUGUGUGACCUUUACGGAGCUACUGACUAUGUUAGGCAGAGUGUGGCUGGUUACUUCUCCAAGCUUGUGGAUAUCGGCGUAGCUGGCUUCAGAGUUGAUGCUGCUAAACACAUGUGGCCUGAAGACCUGCAGGCGAUGAUGGACAUGACUCACGACCUUAAUACUGACCAGGGCUUCCCUUCCAACACCCGUCCGUUCUUUAUGCUGGAGGUCGUUGACAGGAACGACGGUGCUGUCACAGUGCAAGAGUACUACGGCAUGGGUCGUGUGACGGAGUUCCGCUACUGCCAGAAGAUAGCUUGGGGUGUGCAGAACUUUGAGCAGCUGGCUGGUGUGUACGAUCCAGGCUGGGGAAUGGCUGACUCUGAUAAAGCUCUCGUCUUUGUUGAUAACCACGACAACCAGAGAAGCAAUGGUGGCCCUGGAGACACACUGUCAUACAAGUGGCCUAAGGAUUACCGUCUGGGAGUGGCCUUCACCCUGGCUCAGCCGUACGGCUUCACCCGCAUCAUGUCCUCUUACUCGUUUGGUGACGACUACGAUGUUGGUCCUCCGCACCUCAGCGACUACACCACUGCGAGUGUUGUGAUCGACGGUGACAACCAGUGUGAGGGUGGCUGGGUGUGUGAGCACCGAUGGCCCUCAAUAUACAAGAUGGUGCGCUUCAGGAACGCCAUGGAGGAGACAGACGGCUGGGAUAACUACUACUGUGAUGGUAACGUCGUCGCCUUCUCCAGGGGCACCAGGGGAUUCUUCGCAAUGAUCAAGUCUGGCACACUGUCGCAGACGUUCCAGACUGGGAUGCCAGCGGGGACAUACGAGGAUGUUGUAUCAUGUCAGAGUGUGACGGUGCAGAGUGACGGCACAGUGCAGGUGACCAUCACCAACGAGGAGGAGCCAGUCUUUGCUAUCUGUGUAGGUUGUGACUGUUCUGAACCACCCAUCGUCACAGCCACUCCUCAGCCUGACCAGACGACCCCCACCACGACACAUGGUCCAACUGAGCCCAGUUACACGGAAGGUGUCCACCGCACAGUGGUCUUCAUAUAUAAGCAAACCAAUGAGGGGCAGGACCUCUUCAUCAGGGGAGGCAUUGAUGGCAGCCAGCGACCAGGGUGUACCCAGGACGCGGAGACAGAUCCUUGUGCCAUCGACAUAACUACUAACUCGCUAGGCACAAGCAGCCACUACGAUAAGUACAACUCGUGGAGGGAAGGUGACACUCGCCUCGACUGGAUGGGUGCCCAGUCUGGGCAAGGUACUUACGGUGGGGAGGAAGCUUCAGGAACACCUCUAGUGUGGACCUCCAGCAACCCCAGCAACCCUGGCUACCAGGAGCUCAACACGUAUGGAGAUCACUACUGGAUGGUUGAUAUGGACAUGGACUGCUCUCAGACAGAGGAUGGAUGGUUUGAGGUGAAAGCCUACCUCAGCAAUGACAGUCAAGGCUGGGAGGCUGACAUCAACCAGAGUGGAGGUUGUUCAGGGUCAGCAGGUGGCAGGUCACCCUACACUACUAACAACCACCUGGGUCGUUGUGGUUAUAUUAAUGUCUUCAGCUUCGGAGACUCCCACUGCACCGUCAAUGAUUUCUCAGAUUUCUAUUAAUAUAAUAAACUGAUAGUCUCUUUGUA
This is a messenger RNA of Cherax quadricarinatus, 2328 nucleotides long. RefSeq names its product alpha-amylase. Gene Ontology annotation, biological process: carbohydrate metabolic process. Lineage: Eukaryota; Metazoa; Arthropoda; Malacostraca; Decapoda; Parastacidae. Gene Ontology annotation, molecular function: alpha-amylase activity; cation binding. The record is from RefSeq and is a predicted model, not a curated record.